This is a messenger RNA of Vigna radiata var. radiata (mung bean), 3227 nucleotides long. RefSeq names its product casein kinase I. Gene Ontology annotation, cellular component: nucleus; cytoplasm. The record is from RefSeq and is a predicted model, not a curated record. The transcript is spliced from 15 exons. Gene Ontology annotation, biological process: peptidyl-serine phosphorylation; endocytosis; signal transduction. Lineage: Eukaryota; Viridiplantae; Streptophyta; Magnoliopsida; Fabales; Fabaceae. The coding region runs from base 264 to 1544 and encodes 426 amino acids. Gene Ontology annotation, molecular function: protein serine/threonine kinase activity; ATP binding.
UGGAACUGUUACUAGGAGGAUGGUUAUGUUAUGUUAUGUUGUGUUGUGGUGAUGGAGUUAGGUAAGAGCACAGCACAGGAAUGUUGUUGAGCUGAGGUUGAGCUCCUUCGAUUGGACAGGUCAGCUCCAACUUUAAUAACAAAACCAAACCGUACCAUUCGAUCAUUUUAACCCCACAAUUUCAUUCUUCCGUCAAUCUCUGUGUUCUCUUCUUUCUCUCACUCUCUCACACGCAGACACACAGCUUCUCCCUUUCAGCAACCAUGGACAGGGUCAUCGGCGGCAAGUUUAAGACUGGUCGGAAAAUCGGAAGCGGUUCAUUUGGAGAAAUUUAUAUAGCCUCAAAUAUGGACACCUCGGAGAUUGUUGCCAUCAAGAUGGAAAACAAGAGAACCAAACAUCCACAACUAUUGUAUGAGGCAAAGUUAUAUAGCAUUCUUCAAGGAGGAAGUGGUGUUCCAUGUAUGAAGUGGUGCGGUACUGAUGGAGACAAUAAUGUUUUAGUUAUUGAUCUUCUGGGACGGAGUCUUGAAGACUUUUUUGUCUAUUGCGGGAGGAAAUUUUCAUUAAAAACAGUUUUGAUGUUGGCUGAUCAGAUGCUGACAAGAAUAGAGUACCUGCAUUCCAAGGGAUUUUUGCAUAGAGAUAUCAAACCAGAUAAUUUUCUCAUGGGUCUUGGGAAGAAAGCAAAUCAGGUUUAUAUUAUUGAUUUCGGACUAGCAAAAAGAUAUAGGGAUCCAAACACAAAUAAGCACAUUCCUUACAGAGAGAAUAAAAGCUUAACAGGAACUGCCCGUUAUGCAAGUUGCAACACUCACAUGGGAAUUGAACAAAGUCGCCGUGAUGAUUUGGAGUCUCUUGGCUAUGUUCUAAUGUACUUUUUAAGAGGAAGCCUUCCUUGGCAGGGUUUGAAAGCUGCCACCAAAAAGGAAAAAUAUGACACUAUCUGUGACAAGAAGUUAUCGACUCCCAUUGAGGUGCUCUGCAAGUCAUUUCCUGUGGAGUUUGCUACAUACUUUCAUUAUUGCCAAUCUUUGACAUUUGAUCAACACCCAGAUUAUGGAUACUUGAAGCGCCUGUUUAGUGAUUUGUUCAGACGAGAAGGAUAUGAUUCCGACUAUAUAUAUGACUGGACCAUCCUCAAAUACCAGCAGUCUCAACAGACAAAGAAACAAAAUCAAUCAUCUUCUUCAGCUGCAUUGCCUAGCAAUCUAGAACCAGCAGUUGUGGAAAACCCCAAAGGAGCCAAUGAUUCAACUCAUGUUAAUGUAACAAAUAUGUUAGCUAGUCUUGAACUCCCAAGUGCACGUGCGCAGCCUAAGCCAUCUAAUGCUCGGAAUCUGGAUGCCAAGAUUCGGACUGAGAAACAUGGUGUGAACAAUAUUCCACCUAGUUCCUCUGCCUUGCCCAAAUCCUCUACAGGAAAUGUCUCGAAACCAGAAAAGUCCACAGGAACCUCAAACCUUGGUCGUGUAUUUGGGAGUAAUUCCCGUGUUUCAAGCAGCUGGAUUCCUUCACUACGCCGAAUUUCUUCCGCCAAAUAGGAUUAUGAAGGUGUGACUUGGAGCUCUUUUCACAUUUGCUAAUGGUCAUGUACUCAUUUCACUCCACCAGCGGAACAUUAUAUUAGACUGUAAUGACCAGCAUGAUACAGUGACAUAACAAGCUUCCUGCACAUGACACUGAUACUAAAUGUAUGGUCGGAUUCAUUGUUGCUGAGUGAGAUUGGUGCCGUCAUAUUUGAAGAGUUGGAAUGAGAGAAAGAAAGGGAGUGUGGACGAUUUUAAAGAACGAGGCAUGCUGAUGGAUGUCCCACACGAGGCCCCAGGGUAAUUGUUUGGUAGGCCUUGAACUGUAAGAGUUUGGCGGGGUUGCAUUUUUUUCUCUAAUCAUGAUGAAUCGAACAUGUAUGGGUGUGGGGAAGCUACAAUCAUUCUUAUUGUACCUUUUUUAUUAUUUUAUUUUUUCUAUUCUUUUGAUUUUCUUUCGAGAAUUCACUACACCGAAGUAGUUGUCAUUUCUUUGUACAGUUAGUUUUGUCAUCAUAUGAAUAUAACCACCUUGUACCUCAAUCCCAACAAGGGAAUUAUUCAUAAGUCAAUCCAAUUCAUGGCUAUUUGAAACUAAUGAGGUCCAUUUCUUUUUUCACUGAAAGGGUGGUUUAUCCAAUCUUUGAACUCGACCAAGUAUUCUACUCUCUAAUGAACAUUCAUGUGGUAUAGUUAGGAUUAUAAAAAAGCAAACAUUUAACAUUCCAAACUAGUAAAGUAUAGGUUUAAUAGGUUCGGAGGUUCCUAUAUUUGUGGGUUCGUUCCAAUUGGUUCCUUCAAUUUUGAAACUGAUCAAUUGAGUUUCUUAUUUGCUAAAUUUUAUUCAAUUAUAGUUUUUCUGUUAAAUGGAGUUAACGACGUUAACUUUUUAAACAGGUGGGAUGCUGAGACACAUUCAAGUGGUACCGUUUGAGUUGUAUAGUUAGAUUUUUAACAUUUUUAAUUGUUAAAUAUAUUAAUAAAUGAAAAUAUAAUUAGAAAUUAUUAAAUAUAUUAAACAUGAUCCUCUUCUUCCACUUCGACACCAACACCUUCACGGACUCCGAGUGGGGUUCCGGCCACACUCACCCCUUCGUCUUCAACCCCAUCAAGCUCAAUGCAUCAGAGUGGAUAAGGGUUGCUAAAGAUUCUGGUUUUUCCACGGUAAUCUUCACUGCAAAACACCAUGAUGGGUUCUGCUUGUGGCCCUCGGAGGAAGCAGGCAUAUGAAAACUUCAAACCAGCCUCAGACUUUUCAGAAUGGAUGUUACACUCAUGACUAAGCAAAACAAAGGCUCGUUAAUCUUCAAUACUUCGUAGAGAGAGUAAAUAUCAAACCUGGUUCUGUGAAACUACUUUCUUUAUAUACCCUUCCACUAGGAACAUCUACAUCAAACCUUUAAAUAAAUUAUGAAAUUAAUCCUUAAAAUGAUUUUUUCACUAAAAAUAAUAUAACGCGUGAUACUAUUCCGUGUGUUCCAGCAACAGGAAGAACGGAAACGGCGACGUCCUCGCUGAGCUCUCUACCGCUAAGGAUGUCGGUGUCGGCCUCGGUAAUUGGGGGUCAUAGGUCGUGUCUGCAAAAUUGGAGAAAUCAGAGAAGUUAGGGUUUGUUGCUGCAAUAUGUUUAAUAAUUUCUAAUUAUAUUUUCAAUUUUUAAUAUAUUUAACAAUUAAAAAUGUUAAAAAUCCAACUAUA